AUGAACUACACAAAUCUACCAUACGGUGUCCCCAACGGACACUUCCCCGACCCGAUGAACGACCACACGCUCCAUCUGGAGGCCGGCUUCCCGAACGAUGAAGACUUUCUCAACGAUGGCUUGAUGAGCGGGCUGGACCUAGACGUGUUGCAAUUGUUGAACUCGCAGAGCCAUGGAAUGGGGAAGUUACCAUCAAACGAGGGCAACAUAUUUCCCACACUGGAGAUGAUGGGAGUCGCAAGUGCCGACUCGGGUAAAUACCAUCAUCAGCAACCACCACCACCACUUUUCACAGACCUCCCCACCUUUCCAAAUGAGCAGGGCUUGAACGACCUACUACAAUCAGCCUCCCCGCUAGCUGCCGAGCGUGCGUUGUUCAUGAGCACCGCCACCAAUCCUAACAUCGACGGCAGCAACAACAAUACGGGUAGCCCCACAGCACAAGUACAGUCGCACACGACGCUACACCACUCCCCGCCUCCUCUUCUCGCGUUUGACGAUCUCGACCCCUGCAGCUCCCCCGACACAAGCCAUUUCUCGUACCCUGGUUACGACGACAUUUAUUACGGUGUUCCCGGCGAGCCGUUUCCCAUGUCGGAUGUGGCCGUUGCUUCGCUUUCUAAUUCCCAGUCUCUGGGUCAUCCGCUACUGCCGGCUCAAAGUAAUGCCAACAACAACAACAACAACAACGAUAACCUUCUCGAAAUGCCAGACGGAAGCACCCGUCUAACAGCGAACUGGCUCCCCGUUGACCCCGAGGUCGGGUUCACGAUCGACGUCCCGCGAUAUGCCCGCAAAGCUGGUGCUUGA
Messenger RNA from Aspergillus candidus, 810 nucleotides. RefSeq lists its product as uncharacterized. The record is from RefSeq and is a predicted model, not a curated record. The transcript is spliced from 2 exons. Bases 1 to 810 code for a protein of 269 amino acids. Lineage: Eukaryota; Fungi; Ascomycota; Eurotiomycetes; Eurotiales; Aspergillaceae.